Messenger RNA from Hyalella azteca, 2640 nucleotides. RefSeq names its product vacuole membrane protein 1 (gene Tango5). NCBI's taxonomy places the organism in Eukaryota, Metazoa, Arthropoda, Malacostraca, Amphipoda, Hyalellidae. Bases 213 to 1733 code for a protein of 506 amino acids. The transcript has 9 exons. The record is from RefSeq and is a predicted model, not a curated record.
AGCUGACGUGAGCAGGGAGCAAGAUUGCAUGAGGAGUGUUAGUUUCGUGCCGAGUUAGGUUAGACUUGGUGUGUAUUUACGAGUUACGUCAAUGAUCAACAAAUAAUUAAAAUUCGCCACACCGAGUAAAUAGUACGUUAAUGAUGAAAUUAUGUCUGUUUUCUGAAAUCUCUGAUAACUUGCGAUGAAAUAAGAUUUUCACAGACCCAAUUAUGGGCAAAACUAGAAAUCGUAAGUCUCGACAGAAUCCGAAGGCCAAGAGUCAGCCUAGUUCUGAUUUAACUUCUGAAGCUGGUGGACGGGCUGAGAAAGGCAGCAGUGGUAACAGUUUACUGAGCUGCGACUCUCGUACACCCGCUACUAGAGCGUCACCGGACAACCACAUCAUCAGCAUGACAGCUGAUCCCUCCUCUGCCCUCAAGAGAAACCUCUACCGACACACACCUAAUGGAACAGGAAACGGGAAGAGCGUCGCGGAGAGCGUGAAUGGGGGCAGUACAGGCGGCAUGUCGAUGUCUCUGCAGGACAGAAUAAAGGAGAAGCAGGAGCGCCAGAAGCUGGUCCUGUGGAGACGACCGCUCACUACACUGCACUAUUUCUUGCUCGAGACGUGGCAUCUGUGCAGACACUACCUCACUAGAGUAUGGCACCACAAGAAGGCUGUGGUGGCAGUGCUGGCGGUUGUCUUGCUAUAUUAUGCCAUCAAAGCCACGCCAGGACCGCAUCAACAGGUUAUGGGCCGCGUAUCGAUGUACUGGGUGUGGUGCGGCUGGUGGCUGUGGCUAGGCGUGCUCUCCUCAGUGGGUCUGGGCACGGGACUGCACACCUUCCUGCUCUAUCUCGGCCCCCACAUCGCCUCAGUCACCAUGGCCGCCUACACCUGCAACUCUCUCAACUUCCCCGAGCCUCCUUAUCCUGAUGAGAUUGUGUGUCCAGACUCAGUAGAAGCUGCUCCCGUACUCAACAUCUGGACCAUCAUGAGUAAAGUGCGGCUGGAGGCCUUCAUGUGGGGCGCUGGCACGGCUCUGGGGGAGCUGCCGCCGUACUUCAUGGCGCGUGGGGCGCGCCUGUCUGGCUACGACCCCGACGACGAAGAAAUGGCCGAGUUUGAGGAGCUUCAGCGCCUCAAGGAGCGGCCCGAGGACAUGAGUUGGCUCGACAGGGCCAAGCUCAGCGUCGAGAAACUCGUUGAGAGGGUCGGCUUCUUUGGCAUCCUCGCCUGCGCCUCCAUCCCGAAUCCGUUGUUCGACUUGGCGGGCAUCACGUGCGGUCACUUCUUGGUUCCCUUCUGGACGUUCUUCGGGGCGACGUUAAUCGGCAAGGCGGUGAUCAAGAUGCAUAUACAGAAGCUCUUCGUCAUCAUCGCGUUCAAUGAAGCUCUUCUGACGAGCGCCCUGGACCUGCUGGCCAGCGUGCCUUUGCUCGGCCCAUCGCUUCACAAGCCAUUCAAGAAAUUCCUCGCCGGUCAACACUCGAAACUCAAACGAACUCCUGGGGCUGCGGGCACUGAAGCUAAGGAUGGUGUGAACUUCGUGUCUUGGGCUUUUGAUAAGUUCAUCCUGGUGAUGGUGACUUACUUUGUGGUGAGCAUCGUCAACUCUUUGGCCCAGAGCUACCACAAGCGCCUCAGUAAAGCAAGCGGUGGCAGCGCCAGCAAAAGGAAAAACGUUCCCGAGACGUCGGCCGUGCCUGCGGCUAGUAGACCCAGCAAAGCCAAGCACGCUAAGGAUUGAUAGCUAAUGAUUAUGAUAGAUAAUUUUGAUUUAGGCGCCUUGUCAAUAUCCAGUGCACUCGUCAUCAUCGGCUCACAAAAUGUGUCACCUUCUGUACCUAAGCUUUUUUCGCCCGUGUUUAAUUUAAUUCAUUGGUUUUAUUUCGUUUAGAUUAUUUAAUAAAGAAAUUAUAGAUGCACAUACAACUGACAGCGCUCCACAUUUUUUUGCGCCUCGACCUCGUCUUGUAGAGUACAGUAGCGAGUUGCGUAUUUUUUUGUCAUUAUCGCUCGUGAAAGAAUUUUUCAGGUAGGCGACGAUAAAUAUUUUUUUAAUCCAUUUGUAUUUCAUUAAAUCUCAUUUGUAUUGUACAAACUGUUCUCUGACAAGAAUUUUUUUGGUUGAUCGUGGUGUGUGAACAGUUUGGUGCUGCUUCUCCACUCCGUAACAUUUUUCACGUGUAUGCCGCUAGUUGUAAGUCGUUGAUACCUUAAGAUUUGUACUACUGACACAUUGAAUUGAGGGCUCUGUUGUUCUUGUGAAACUUGAGAUUAGUAUAAUCAAGCAUCAUUUAUGAACGGCACUGUGGGUGGGAAUAAGUGUUUACGUACGUAUUCAUUCAACUUGUAAUAUUAAUUCUCACAGUUAAAUACGAUAUGUCACGUAUGAAGUAGUGGUAUGGAUAUUGCACUGAUGAUUAUAAAUGGUUCUUCUAACAUGCUUCAAAUUUGUGAAAUUUACCUUCUCGAAUUUCUAACUAAAAUGACACUCGAAAUUAAUUUAUUCUUCGUUUUGCGUACUGAGAGAUUUGGAGGCUGAAUUAAAAUGGUCUGGUUUUAAAGUUUUGUGGUCAUGAAAAGGGACUGUCGUAGUUUUGCCGUGAUUCAAACUCUCUUUCAAAUUGUGAAAUUAAGGCAGGUGUUUGUGA